Molecule: messenger RNA, 2394 nt
Organism: Spodoptera exigua (beet armyworm)
Lineage: Eukaryota; Metazoa; Arthropoda; Insecta; Lepidoptera; Noctuidae
Source: the annotation of a GenBank genome assembly
CAAAAUAAACGUCUUAUGAAAAGAUAGUAUUGUACCUAUUUUGUACAAUAUUUCUAUUUAUUUAAUCAUAUAAAUGUGUAAAUAAACAGUAAUUCACAUGUAUAUCAAAUAUGGAUUCGAAUUUACCAUUUUUUAGUCUUCCAUUUGCGGAUACGGAGACUACAGACUUUUUUGGGCGAAUAAAGCCGGAGGGUGCUUAUGAUGGACUCCAUGCGACUUUACCAUCUCACGGAUCUUUAUUGGGGCCUGAUGAUGUGUUGGCCCAGUUUUUGUCUGGUGACGAGCCUUUGGAGGAACCCGACCUGAAUGGGCCUACGACUCUACACUGCGAGAUUUGUAAGAAGCAGUUUGAUAACGCCAAGAAGUAUUACGGUCACCUCAGGGUUCAUUCCAAGGAUAAUCUGUGGGUUUGUGAAAAAUGUCCAGAUCAAAAGUUUUCAACAAAACAACAGUUGAUGAAGCAUGGGCUCACUCAUAAACCACUCGGUAGAGAUUGGAAGUGCCUGCACUGUAACAUGGCAUUUGAAGCACUUUGGAAACUGCAGCAGCAUCUAUUUGCUAAACAUCUGGAUUAUAAGCCACAUAAAUGUGAUCAAUGUGAGAAAGCAUUUGCCAAGCCAUCAGAUUUAAAAAAACACAAGGACAUGCACAAUGAUGUAAGCAAAUACUCAUGUCCGGAGUGUGAGCAACGGUUCAAGGACAAGUCUAACUUGAAGCGCCACAUGUUGCGACAUGGGAACUUUCAGCCUUACUGCUGCAGUGGAUGCGGGACCAAGUUCAAACAGGUGGCUUCCUUAAACCGACACACUCAGAACUGUGUGUUGUACAUGUCGACCGCCCAGCCUAUAGAUAAGGGCGCUCGCAAGAACUACUGCCGCGUCUGCGGCAUGAGCUUCCAGUACAAAAGCGCUUUGUUGGAACAUUGUGUUAGGCAACACACAAUCUCAACAUCGAAACCACCAGAACCGGAGAAAGAAGAUAAAACCUUAAAUGAUACAAAUCGAAUUGUAGACAAUAUCGUAGACGACAUUCUGUCCGCUGAAGACGAUUACAUGACAAUGUCUACACAGAACGAAAUACUAAACGUUUAUAACACAAACGAUAUAGACACUAACACAGAGAAUUUAAUGCAAAUAGAACUUUUAGAUGAAAUGAACCAAUUACACAUAUUGGAUGGAGAACUCUUCUACAAUGAUAUGGAUUUUGACAGCAUACAACCAAGCCAUAUGUUUAAUAACAAUAACGAGAUAGACUAUGGUACUGACAAGAACACAGAAAUUCUUUUCGACUACACUGAUACUAAUAAAACCAACGAUCAAGAUAUUAUGAACAAUUUAUUCCAUGUCAAAGCUGAAUAUUUACCUGAAGAAUUAUUAAAUCCACCUGAAGUUGUGAAACCCGUUGAAAAGGCAACCGAAUUUCCUACAAACCACGUUGCAGUUGAUGAAUGCGCUACGAUAUUUGAAAGCGAUGUCGAUUUAGAAGCUAGUACUAAUUUAGCAGCUAAUUUAAACCAAUUGAUUGGUGAAAAUAGUGUACAGUAUAUUUCUACUGAAGAUGAUGAUACAUUUAUAAUAAGUUUAAAUAGUGAAAUUGAUGCUGAACAACUUACUGAUAUGUUGAACAUAGGCGUUGAAUUAGUUGAUAAGAAAGAAAAUGUACCUGAAGGUAAUAAUAGUAAUAAUUUGGAAGUCUUUAUGAAGGUUGAGGCUAAAGAGCAUAAGGUAGAUGGUGAUUCUGCGGUCCAUACAGCAGUUUCAAAAGAAGAUGCUAUUGGUUCCACUGAAGAUGCUAGUAAGAAGCAACGGGUAUUGAAAGCUAGGAAAAGAGUGUUGUAUAUAUGUCGGACAUGUAAUAAAGUGUUCAAAAGGAAGAAUAACUACAAGUCUCAUAUAGCAACUCACGAGCCAUCUCUUCGGCAAUACAAGUGCAAGGUAUGCGGCGAGCAGUUCAGCUACCAGUCCACGCUGAACAAACAUACACGCGCUAAACACAUACCUACAAUUCUGCCAAACCACAGUUGUAGUAUUUGUGAUAAGAACUUUAAUCAUGCAUGGAUGUUAAGAGAUCAUUUCCUUCGCGACCACGACGGUGUGACACCGCAUGUUUGUGACUAUAAAGGUUGCAAGAAGAGCUUCUUCAAGAAAUGCGAUCUUGUCGUCCACAAGAGGACUCACACUGGGGAGCGUCCGUACUCCUGUAGUAUUUGCAACCGAAAGUUCCAGCAGCUUGGACAUCUUAAACGACACGAGAGAGGCGUCGACUGCACCAAGAACUUACAGAAACAGAAGCCCUGUUCGUUGCUGAUCAUACAGGAGGUUCCGGUUAAAACUAACAGCUGUGAUAUUAAGAAAAUAAAGUUAAAGAAAUAAAACAAUUGUAAUUACAAUAAAA